Messenger RNA from Amphimedon queenslandica, 1011 nucleotides. RefSeq names its product store-operated calcium entry regulator STIMATE-like. Gene Ontology annotation, cellular component: membrane. The record is from RefSeq and is a predicted model, not a curated record. NCBI's taxonomy places the organism in Eukaryota, Metazoa, Porifera, Demospongiae, Haplosclerida, Niphatidae. The transcript has 8 exons. The coding region runs from base 112 to 897 and encodes 261 amino acids.
CGCUUGCUGUGUACAUAAUUCUCUUUAAACGAGUGAAAAACUCAGCAGACAUUUUCCUGUUGGCUUCUAAAUCUCGAGCUAAAUCUUCCUGAAGGUGGUCCCGGGCCAGUAAUGGCUAGCUCUCUCAGUUGUGACCUGACUGGACUCCCUAGCUUUAUAUUACAGUUCGUUCUAGGCUGUGUUGCUUUCAGUACACUGAUAAUUAAACGUUAUAGAGAGAAAAAAGAAGUGAGACGACCUGUUUUAAUAUGGAUUGCCGAUUCUUCUAAGCAAGCAAUAGCAAUGCUUGGUGCUCAUUUUUGUAACUUGUUAUUAGCCCAACUCUUACCACUAGAGGACACAGACCACUGCAUCAUAUAUCUUCUAAAUUUCCUUCUUGACUCAACCCUAGGCAUCAUCAUUAUAUAUGUUCUUUUAAAAUUAGUUAAAUGUAUCGUCAACCAUUUUAACUUUACUCCUCUCAAAUCUGGGGAAUACGGUGUUCCAUUUCGUUGCAACUAUUGGCUAGCUCAGUGUGGAGUUGUGUUACUGGUUAUGCUAGUAAUGAAACUAGUCAUUGGGCCAAUGGCUGUGUUUCACUUCUGGACAAAAGUGGGUCACGUCAUACUGCCUUUCAAGAACAAAGAGCUGAGGACAGCAGUAGUAAUUUUUAUUGUUCCUUUUAUAGUAAAUGUCAUGAUGUUUUGGAUUGUUGAUAGCAUCAUUAUGAGAAGCAAUGACGAUGUUAUCCUUUACAAGAAAAACGACGAAAAACACCGUCAUAGCAAAGAGCCUGUGAAAUUUAGAAGAAAGCAUCAGAACGUGUACCUCCCUCUAUCUAAUGGAGACACACAAGAGUUUGAUGAAGAAGGAAUGGACAGUACUCCUACUGGAUCAAUGGAAAAUUUAACUGUUUAAUUAACGGAAGAUUUAAAAUUAUUCGUUAUUAUGUAUAUGUGUUUGUGUGUAAUUAACGGUAACAGAUUAUUUUGAAUCAUAAAAGGUGUAUCUUUCUGGGGUACCAUAGAUAAA